Aspergillus ruber CBS 135680 is the source of this 783-nucleotide messenger RNA. Its product is annotated as Got1 family protein. Gene Ontology annotation, cellular component: endoplasmic reticulum; Golgi membrane; COPII-coated ER to Golgi transport vesicle. NCBI's taxonomy places the organism in Eukaryota, Fungi, Ascomycota, Eurotiomycetes, Eurotiales, Aspergillaceae. The record is from RefSeq and is a predicted model, not a curated record. The transcript has 5 exons. Gene Ontology annotation, biological process: endoplasmic reticulum to Golgi vesicle-mediated transport; retrograde transport, endosome to Golgi. The coding region runs from base 202 to 624 and encodes 140 amino acids.
GAAAGUCAAUAAUAUUCCUCUUUGCGACGGCAUUGCAUAUUUACUCACCGGAAGUGCAGUAGUCUUGCUUAUAAUCACAGCUGUGCUAUAAUAUACAUCACGAUCGUCGGGAUUUGUCUGUAUCCCCGCGCAAGUCUUGGUCACUCUCGUUCGCAUUCGCAUAUCGCUCAGCCUUUGCAUCUGGAUCUCUAAAUCGACAAGAUGCCUACCAUGUGGUUAUCGGAGAACCAGAAAGUCGGCGCUGUCUUUUGCUCGGCCGGCGGACUGUUUCUCUUUGGGGGAGUGCUAAUGUUCUUCGACCGUGCUCUACUCGCCAUGGGAAAUAUCCUCUUUCUAAUUGGUCUCUCCCUAAUAAUUGGACUUUCCAAAACCCUUGCCUUCUUCACCCGCCGCCAAAAGAUCAAAGGAACCAUCGCCUUUGCCUCCGGCAUCCUCCUCAUCCUCCUGCGCUGGCCGUUAACGGGUUUUCUAGUCGAAUUGUACGGCCUGUUUAUCCUGUUCGGCGACUUUUUAAUUACGAUUGGGCAGUUUGCGGGGAAUAUUCCGGUUGUGGGGCCUUAUAUUCGCAGGGGGUUGGAGGUUUUGGCGGGGGGUGCGAGGAGCAAUGCUGAAUUGCCGGUGUAGUUUUUUGGGGGCUGGGGAAUCGAGGGUGGUAUAAGAUAUAGGAAUAGGGGUGUAUUGAGGUGGGAUAGAUUGUAUUGUAUGUAUGCAUUGACACGGCCACUGAGCACCUGUGAUGUCGAUAUGGGUGUGGUGGAUUGCAUGAGAUGACGUGACGCAUGA